AAAUCACAAUUUUUAGCCAUGAUUGAAUAACUUUUUGUAUUAUAGGGACUUAUACAGCAGGCUGUAAUCAUACUACACAGACAUUGUGAUUUCAGAAGAUUUUAUCAGUGAAGGUCAGAACAGGCAGUGCUGGUGUGGCGCAAAUUGAGUCAUUAAAAUCCAUGUCAUAUUAAAGAGCAUUGCGAUGACAAAAGUGCAUGUGAGUCAUGUUAGACGCCAUACUUGUGCCACCUGUCCCAUUACUAACAGGAACAAGAGCCUUGUCACAGAAUCACAUUAUUGUUUUAGCAUUAAAGCGUUUUCAGUGCCAUCUGGAGCACCACCCACAUCAUUUAACAAGCCCUAUGAACAAAUCAUAGGAUGAAGAUGUUUGCCUCUAAUUACAAGUGACAGUUAUUUGGAGAUUUUCAUAACACCCGUCAUUUCACUAGUGAAGCUACAGUUAAUUAAAUCACCCCACUUCUUGACAGGAUUCUGGAAGCUUUUUCAUUUAUGCAUUUUUUUUUUUUUUUUUAGAAACAGCUUUUAUUAGCAUCAUAUCAACCACUGUAAUUGUGUUACAUAUAAACACAGCUGACAUGUACCGACAUGCUCAGUUCUUACUGCUGUUAUAGAGAAAAUAGUAGCCAGCCAUGAAGAGAAUCGUUUUCAGACCGGGAACAAUGCCACCAAUCAGAGAUGGAUUUUCUUCCCUCAGCCUCCUGGGGCUUUACAUAUCUGCCUCUAAAACCAGAGCCACCAAAUAACCUGCAUCGUGCUUUGUUCACCUUUUCCAACCCCAGAUGAACAAGCUUUCUUAUCUUGCUCCAGCUCUUUCAGAUUCCUUUUCAGGAAAGGCUUAGGCUACUUGAUGCCUACACAUCAGUGCACGACUGACGCAUCCAUCUCAAAUUGGGACAGUGCAUGAGAUCAGAUCCCUUACAGGCACACACAGUCUCUCCUCCUAUUCUCCUACAACAGCAUAACUGAAGUCUGGUCUGACAUCCAGCAUCCUUGUCAUAUCACCAUCCCUCCAUCCACCCUGCAGGGAGGAAGACUUCCCAUGGGGAUGGUCCCAAAACAAAAAGUCAAAUCUGAGACCUAUUAAUAAAACAGGACACUCACAUUUCCAGCAUACUCACGCUAAUCUCAGGCAGCUGUUAUCUCUUAGCAGGAAGUGUUUUCUGGGCCCACUGCCGUAACGGGGGGCGCGUACCCAGUAAACGGGCUGAAAGUGAUAAGAUAGUUAAUGUUUGAGGGGUGAUCUAUCCACUCCAGAAUGUUACAGAACCCUGAGAGUCCGGGUCUGGGGGAUAUUCGUUGCUCGUGGCAGCCCACAUUGGGAAUGGAGUCCACUGAGUCCUACUAACCCAGGACAACAGGGCAAUGCAUGAUGGGGACCUCUCUGUACAGAUCAACGCUUCUGAGCACAGGUGGCUUCAGUGUGUCAGACUACAUCCACAAAUUCACAAAAAACAAACCAGAUGACAACAACAUUAAACCAAACAACAGUUUCUGCCACCAGAGCACACAGACUUCAGAGGAUGUUAAAGGAGUAAUUUCAGCUGAGACUGAACCCCAGCAGUCAGAGGUCACUGUUCCCACUGGUCCCAGCAGCCUACCUUUUCCUGAAGCCCUUACAGGUGAAAGCGAACCUCUGACACCUGUUAGUACAGGAGUAAGCUCCAAAGCCUUAAGAAAGGCCAAGGAGGUCACUGUGAAAAGCAGAGCACCUGCACAGGUCCAGACAUUUGCUCCUGAUAUCCAGCUGGAGGAGGAGAAUGACGUGCAUUAUGUACCCAAACAAGAGACAGAUAUCUCAGCCGCAGCGCCAGCUAAUGCUGAAUGUGUCACUGUGACAACAACUAAAGUGGAAAAAGAUUUGGCUCUUCCACAAGAGAGGGCUCUUGAACAGGCAGAUGCUUCACAGGUCAGUGUGGAGGCUUUACUCAAGUCAAUAGUUCCUGAGCAACAAGUGGAGCCAAAGGUUGAGGUUCCUCAAAAACAGGCUGAGGUUUCUCAGGUUGGUGAUGAGGCCUCAUUGAAACCGUCAGUUCCUGGACAGCAGCACCUAAAGAAGGAUUUUCCUCACAAACCUCUGCUCUCCACCAAAGAGCCUGUCGACGAGGUCGAUUCACAACAUAAAGAGACAGUGGAGAGUGUAACCCCUGUGCCAAAACAUGAUGAGGGAAAGACAGAAUCUGAGCCAGCUAACAAGAAAAAUGAAAACAAAACUAUUGAGAAGAUUUUGGAGUCUGAUGCAAUAAAGAACUGUGCAGCUACUAGUCCACAAAAAACAGCCAUUGUUGAGGGAGGAAAAGCAAAAUCGUCACCUCUUAGAAAAGCCGAGUCACAGCUAAUGAUCAUUGAUGACAGUCCACCUCUUCCAGCCCCAUUUGAGCAUCGCAUCGUCAGCGCCAAGCAGGUUCCCAUGAACGCAUAUUACGCCGUCAAACCCGAUGAGGUGCUUGGCGGAGGCCGUUUUGGACAGGUACACAAGUGUGCUGAAUUGUCGUCAGGUCUUACGCUGGCUGCUAAGAUUAUAAAAGUCCGGGGAAUGAAAGAGAGAGAUGAAGUGAAGAAUGAGAUUGGAGUAAUGAACCAAUUAAACCAUGCGAAUUUGAUUCAGCUGUAUGAUGCUUUUGAGUCUCGAACAAAUCUCACACUCAUUAUGGAAUAUGUGGAGGGUGGUGAAUUGUUUGAACGUAUCAUUGAUGAGAAUUACCAGCUGACGGAGCUGGAUGCCAUUGUGUUUACCAGGCAGAUUUGUGAGGGGGUUCAGUACCUUCACCAGCAGUACAUUCUUCAUUUAGAUCUUAAGCCAGAAAAUAUCUUAUGUGUGAACAGCACAGGAAAUCAGAUCAAGAUCAUUGACUUUGGACUCGCCAGAAAGUAUAGACCCAGAGAAAAGCUGAAGGUCAACUUUGGAACCCCAGAGUUUCUGGCACCAGAAGUUGUCAACUAUGACUUUGUGUCAUUUCCUACAGACAUGUGGAGUGUUGGUGUCAUCACAUACAUGCUUCUGAGUGGUCUUUCUCCCUUCAUGGGUGACAACGACACAGAAACAAUGAACAACAUUCUGCACGCCAACUGGGACUUUGAUGCAGAGGCAUUUGAGAACGUGUCAGAAGAAGCCAAAGACUUCAUUUCCAGCCUUCUUGUGCCCGCCAAAUGCAGCCGUAUGAGUGCAUCAGGGUGCAUGAAGCAUAGUUGGCUAAAUAACCUGGAGGACAAGGCCAAGAUGUACAAAGUUCGUCUAAAGUCUCAGAUGAGGCUUCAGCGUUACCUCGCUGCUCACCGUCAGUGGAAGAAACAUUUCUAUGCGGUUGCUGCAGCAAACAGGUUGAAGAGGUUUCAGCAGAGCAGAUCAGUUAGUACUCCAAAUUAGCUAUUAACCUGCAGUGUCUGUAGCUUGAGAGGACAUCACACACUGGAAAAUGAACUUGUCAGAAGAUUUGAAAUGGCUUUUUAGAAAGUGUUUAAUAUGUUCUUUCUUUGUUUAUAGCCAAUGGAAAAACAUUGUGUUAAAAAGUGUCACAUUUUCUUAAUGUACCUUGUUUGGAACACCAUUGCAUUUAAUUUACACUUCUUUAUCGUGCUUUCACACCAGGAGUGUAUGGCAUGGAUUGCGGUGUGAGCUUUUGAACCACAUGAAAAAGCUUGUGUCCCUUCUGUGAAGGCAUUUUUCUUGGGCACUACUGCCUUAUAUUUGUAUGUAAAAGAAGCUGUUUUUAUUCUCAAUCUUCAGUAUUGUAUUUGAGUAAAAAACACAGAGCAUGACGAUUUAAUGUUGAGAAACUGUAUUCAUCCUAUAUUUUCAAUCUUUCUUUAGCCUGUUGAUUAGAACUGAAUAAGAAAAUCUGAAAAAGAGACUCAACUGGCAUGGUAUGUUUUUUUUUUUUUUUUUAUUUGCAUUUAAAACAUUUCACUGGUUGUUCUGGAAUAUUUGAAUGUUAAAAAUGUGCUUUCUAAGAA
Messenger RNA from Cyprinus carpio (common carp), 3954 nucleotides. RefSeq names its product myosin light chain kinase 3-like. Gene Ontology annotation, molecular function: ATP binding; protein serine/threonine kinase activity. Gene Ontology annotation, biological process: positive regulation of apoptotic process; intracellular signal transduction; protein phosphorylation. The record is from RefSeq and is a predicted model, not a curated record. Gene Ontology annotation, cellular component: cytoplasm; nucleus. NCBI's taxonomy places the organism in Eukaryota, Metazoa, Chordata, Actinopteri, Cypriniformes, Cyprinidae.